UCUCAUGCUGACUCACAUAUUCCUCAGAAUAGCAUUUGCCUACCUCUUUUUCAAGUAAACACUUAACUGAGGUAUAACAGAGAUACAGGAAAGUGCACCAAAAUACACAGCUCCUUGAAUUUUCACGACAGAACACACCCAUGUAACCAGCACCCCGCCCAAGAAAUAGAACAUGUUAAAUCUGUGUCAUGUGAAUUUCACCCCAACUUAAAACCACAACAAAAAAAAGCAUGAGCAGCCCCUAGAGGCUUCCCUCAUGCAGCACCAUGCCCCUAUGUCCCCAGUCACCAACCCCUCCAAAGGAAACCGGUAUCCUGACUUGUUGCACAUAGUUUUGCCUGAUUUGGAACUUUAUAUACAUGGAGCCACACAGUUUUUACUCUUCAUUGUUUGUGGCUUUUUGCUCAGCAUUGUUUGUGAUCCAUCUGAGUUCAUUCAGCAAUUUGUUCAUUCUCACUGCACUGCUGCAUGGUAUUCUGCUGUGGGAGGGGACCACAACAUAUCCAUUCGACGGUAGAUGGACAUGUGGGCUGUCCCAGUUUGGGGCUAUUACACAUAGCACUAGUGGGCAUGUCUAUUGUUCCACUGCUGGGUCGGAGGGUACACAUAGUCAAUGUCAGCACAUCAUCCCAAAUCGCUCUUUAACUUGGGUGCAUAGGUCUACACUCUGACCAGUGGUGGACAAGAAUUCCAGGUGCUCUGUAUUCUCACCAGCAUUUGGUCAGCAUGUGCUAUUUUGCAGAGAAGACAACUGGGGCUCAGAGAGGGGUAUGUGCUGCCUCCAGCUCAGCAAGAGAGUCUGAGCCCUGCUCUGCUGCCUCCUCUCCUCCAGCAUCCUGCCCCCACUGUGCCCUCCCAACUUGACUGUGGGGUGGGGUAGGACAGACAGUGUCACGUGGAGUUGCAUUCAGUGGGAGGAAGCCAGGCAGGGUGCAGACGGCUUCUGAUUCUGGGGCUGGUCAGGAAAUCAAGGAAAACCCCCACGAUGGACUCACCAUCACCAAGCCGGGUCUCCCAAGCCCAGCCAGCAGUCCCCUCCCCACUGACCUCCUACCACUGGCACACAGGGGGUGGUGGAGAGAAGGGGGCUGGAGGGUUCCGCUGGGGACGCCUUGCGGGCUGGGGGAGGACACUGAGCCACCAGGAGCCCAUGGUCAGCAGCCAGCCAGCCCCUCGCUCGCUGUUUCGCCGUGUCCUCUCUGCGCCCCCCAAGGAAUCACGCACGAGCCGCCUCCGGCUAUCCAAGACCCUCUGGGGGAAGCAUAAGAGCCCACCACUGGAGCCAGAGCCGGAGCCAGAGGCCACAGAGCCAGAGCCAGAGCUGGAGGUGCCUGCCCCACACAUCCCUGAGGCCCCCACACCCGAUGUGCCUGUCUGGAACAUCGGGGCCUUCACCCUGCUGGAUGGGAGGCUGGUGCUGCUUGGGGGUGAGGAGGAGGGUCCCCGCCGGCCCCGGGUGGGGAGCGCUAGCUCAGACGGCAGCAUCCAGGUGGCCAUGGGGAGCGUCAGGGAUCCAGAUCGGAUCCCUGGAAAGACCGAGCCAGAGGCUGCUGGCCCCAACCAGGUCCACAAUGUUCGGGGGUUGAUCAAGCGGCUGAAAGAGAAGAAAAAGGCCAGGUCGGAGAUGGGAGCCAGUGCCUCCCGAGACGGGCCUCCCAGUGUUCUGGGCUCUCGGGAAUCGCUGGCCACACUUUCCGAGCUGGACCUCGGCGCUGAGCGGGACGUGCGCAUCUGGCCACUGCACCCCAGCCUCCUGGAGGAGCCGCACUGCUUCCAGGUAACGUGGGCGGGUGGGAGCCGCUGCUUCUCUUGUCGCUCAGCCUCUGAGAGGGACCGCUGGAUAGAAGACCUCCGUCGCCACUUCCAGCCCAGCCAGGACAACGUGGAGCGGGAAGAGACGUGGCUGAGCGUGUGGGUGCACGAGGCAAAGGGGAUGCCCCGGACGGCUGCAGGACCGCCGGGCGUGCGCACCGAGCUGUGGCUGGACGGCGCGCUGCUGGCGCGCACUGCUCCGCGGACUGGGCCUGGCCAGCUCUUCUGGGCCGAGCGCUUCCACUUCGAGGCGCUGCCACGGGCGCGUCGCCUGUCGCUGAGGCUGCGCGGAGCGGCCCCGGGGGCAGCGGCACUUGGCCGCGUGGCGCUGGCCCUAGAAGAGGUGGGCGUCCCUCGCUCGCCCGCCGCAGGUUUGGAGCGCUGGUUCCCGCUGCUCGGGGCGCCAGCGGGCGCGGCGCUGCGGGCGCGGAUCCGGGCGCGGCGCCUGCGGGUGCUGCCGUCCGAACGCUACAAGGAGCUGGCGGAGUUCCUCACCUUCCACUACGCUCGCCUCUGCGGGGCCCUUGAGCCAGUGCUGCCCGCCCAGGCCAAGGAGGAGCUGGCGGCUGCCAUGGUGCGCGUGCUUCAGGCCACAGGCCGGGCGCAGGCGCUGGUGACAGACCUGGGCACCGGGGAGCUGUCACGAAGUGGAGGCCGUGAGGCGCUGCUGUUCCGGGAAAACACAUUAGCCACCAAGGCCAUCGAUGAGUAUAUGAAGCUGGUGGCACAGGAUUACCUCCAACAGACCCUGGGGCAGGUGGUGCGGCGUCUCUGUGCCUCCACGGAGGACUGUGAGGUGGACCCCAGCAAGUGCCCUGCCCCGGAGCUGCCCCAGCACCAGGCCAGACUGCGAAGCACUUGUGAGGAGGUCUUCGAGAACAUCAUCCAGUCCUACAACUGGUUCCCAGCGGAGCUGGGCACCGUGUUCUCAGGCUGGCGAGACGCAUGCAAGGCACGUGGCUCUGAGGCCUUGGGCCCCCGACUGGUGUGUGCCUCUCUCUUCCUGCGGCUCCUGUGUCCUGCCAUCCUGGCACCCAGCCUCUUUGGCCUGUCACCAGAACACCCAGCACCCGGCCCAGCGCGCACCCUCACACUGAUUGCCAAGGUCAUCCAGAACCUUGCCAACCAUGCCCCGUUUGGUGAGAAGGAGGCAUACAUGGGCUUCAUGAAUGGCUUCCUGGAGGACCAUGGACCAGCCAUGCAACGUUUCCUGGACCAGGUGGCCAUGGUGGAUGUGGAUGCAGCACCCAGUGGCUACCAGGGCAGCAGCAACCUAGCCCUCCAGCUGGCAGUCCUUCAUGCCCAGCUCUGUACCAUCUUUGCUGAACUUGACCAGGCAACCCGUGACAACCUGGAACCACUGCCCACCAUCCUGCGAGCCAUUGAGGAGGGCCGGCCUGUGCCCGUGUCUGUGCCAAUGCGUCUCCCAUCACACCCAGCCCAGCUCCACCCCAGUUUCUCUGCAGGGGAGAAACCAGGCUUCCUGGCUCCCCGGGACCUCCCCAAGCACACCCCUCUCAUCUCCAAGAGCCAGUCCUUGCGCAGCGUUCACGGUGCAGGCGGUUGGGUGCGGCUGCGGCCAGACGAAGAGCAGCCCCCACGGUUGACCCGGCCGGUGCAGCGCACACAGAGCGUCCCCGCUGGCCGCUCUGCGCGUCGCCGCCCCUCUACAGGGCCCCGGCCGAGACCCAAAGGAUCCUUACGCACUGCUCCCGCGCCCCACGGCCGGCCCUGGACCGGUGCCUCGGCCUCGCUGCCUCGAAAGCCGUCGGUGCCCUGGCAGCGCCAGCAGGACCAGCCGCGGGGCAGAGAGCAGGCGCUGGGCACGCACCGACCCGUGGGCAAGCUGGCCGAGCUGCAGUGCGAGGUGUCCGCCCUGCGCGAGGAACAGAAGGCUCUGUCCCGCCUUGUGGAGGCGCUGGGCACCCAUAUCCAGGCCUUGACCGAGCAGCAGGAGCAGCUUCGCGGCCAGCUGCAAGACCUCGACUCCAGGCUCCGGGAAGGAACCUCGAAGUUGGAUCCAGGGCGUGUCGCUCCAAGAAGUGAGAACCACAGGCUGAGAAACCUGGAGCAUCGCCUGGCUGAGAUGGAGAGUACUCAGGCGCAGCUGAGAGAAGCCGUCCAGAGCCUGCAACUUCUUCCAAGGACGUCUGAGUCCCGGAGCCAGCCGCUUCCUCUCAAAGCACCCUGUGUCAACGGAGAAACCACCUGAGCCGCCCACCCCAUCCCUCGUGGUCUGGGAGCAGAGAGAUCGCCGUCUCAGGGGCCUGCCGACCCCUGCCCUACGUGGCGUACAGUGGGGAGUGGAGCUGUAGGUACCAACCGGCCUGGCACUAUGAGGUUGCCCAGUAAAAUCUUGAUUUCAAGAAAAUCUAUGGGUUUUUUUGCCCCAAAGUGUUGCCAACCAGAAAGCACCAUCUACCCCUCUUCAGUUCUCCCAAAUUCUCCCCUAACUGGAGGUCUCAUGAAGAGGGCAAUGUAAGGAGGCUGUCACCAGCUCUGUGACCUCAGGCCUUCAGUGUCUCAGAACCUUAAUGUCCUCAUCUGUAAAAUGGAGUUAAAUUCCUUACACAGUGGAAGAUCCAUAGUUUAAUAAAAGAUAUUUACUGUUAGGAGCAGCACCUGCUUCUCAACGAAGGCCAGAUCCCACCCCCACCAACCCCUCUAGGCCUUAGAUGAGAGCAUCUUCCUAGGCUCCCAAAUCUCCCUCAUGGCAGGGAGAGCAUGGGUCUGGGAGGCUGAAGACAGAAAGGGCCAGUAGGUGUGGAACUGGUUGAGCUCUGAGAGGGCAUUUCAAUCAUGGUGGGUGGAUGGGUGAGGGGUAGGAAGAAAGAGACAAUAGGCGGAUGAACAGGUUAGCCUCUCCUGGGUGUUUGCCAGAGUAGGUGAGUAGACUGUUCUCUGGAUGGAUACAUCUGCCAAGAAAAGGCCUGGAUCAUAGUAGGAAAUAAAUAUUUCAUUAAUUGA
Messenger RNA from Manis javanica (Malayan pangolin), 4779 nucleotides. RefSeq names its product RAS protein activator like 3 (gene RASAL3). The record is from RefSeq and is a predicted model, not a curated record. Gene Ontology annotation, biological process: regulation of GTPase activity. Lineage: Eukaryota; Metazoa; Chordata; Mammalia; Pholidota; Manidae.